AUGGUCAAAUCACUACCUUUCGGUGACAUUCAAGUCCCGUCACCUGGCUUUGGUGCAAUGGGCAUUAGCUUUGGUCUUGGUAAUAACAUGAGCCUUGAAGAAGCCGAGCCAGUCCUACUGAAAGCCAUCGAGCUUGGCUGCACAUUCUGGGACACGGCUGUCGUGUACCAAGCUGGUGUGAACGAAAAGCUGCUCGGUGACUUUAUCAGAAAACAUAAUGUUCGAGACAAGAUUUUUCUGGCAUCGAAAUGUGGUUUCGAUUGCAUGAAUGGAGGUGAUGGCAAAGUCACAAACUCGGCAGCACAUAUCAAGGAGUACAUUGAAGGUACAGUCGAGAGACUUGGCUUCGCACCAGAUCUAUACUAUCUCCACCGCAUCGAUCAAGUACAUACUUCCCUGGAGGAAUCAAUACCUGCUCUAGACGAAAUCAGAAAGGAGGGCAAGACCAAGUUCAUAGGUCUUUCUGAGUGCUCGGCAGCGACAUUGCGGAAAGUGAACUCGAUUGCAAAGUUCGAUGCCGUCCAAGCAGAAUACUCCGCAUUUGAGACAUUGCACGAAACAGACGGCUUGGUAGAGACAGCCAGAGAAUUGGGCGUGGCAUAUGUGGCAUACAGUCCACUGGGUCACGGCUGGCUCGUAGAUGACUUCCCAUACAAGUCUCCCGUUGACUUUGCACCAAAUGACUUUCGACGCACAGCCCCUAAAUUUCAAGGUGAGAACUUCUACAAGAACCGUGCUAUCCUCGACGAUAUCAAGAAGAUCGCGUCUCGGAAAGGGUGCAGCUUGCCUCAGAUCGCUCUUGCAUGGGUUGCGGCCCAGGGAAUGAUUGCGAUCCCUGGCACGACAAAGUCGAAGCGCCUUGAGGAGAAUUGGGCCUCACGGGAGAUCGAUUUGACGGAGGAGGAGCUGCGAGAGAUGCGCCAGGUCGUCGAUGCUGCGAAGCCACACGGUAAUAGAUAUAACGAGGCUCUUCAGGCAAUGGUGGGCCAUUAA
Molecule: messenger RNA, 993 nt
Organism: Lithohypha guttulata
Lineage: Eukaryota; Fungi; Ascomycota; Eurotiomycetes; Chaetothyriales; Trichomeriaceae
Exons: 6
Coding region: 1-993 (330 amino acids)
Cellular component (GO): cytoplasm
Source: RefSeq, a predicted model, not a curated record